Messenger RNA from Mustela erminea (ermine), 6379 nucleotides. RefSeq names its product gigaxonin (gene GAN). The transcript is spliced from 11 exons. The record is from RefSeq and is a predicted model, not a curated record. Gene Ontology annotation, biological process: cytoskeleton organization. Gene Ontology annotation, molecular function: protein binding. Bases 27 to 1823 code for a protein of 598 amino acids. NCBI's taxonomy places the organism in Eukaryota, Metazoa, Chordata, Mammalia, Carnivora, Mustelidae.
CAGACGGCUGACGAGGCGGCGCCGAGAUGGCCGAAGGCAGCGCUGUGUCCGACCCUCAGCAUGCCGCGCGUCUGCUGCGAGCGCUCAGCUCUUUCCGCGAGGAGUCCCGCUUUUGCGACGCGCACCUGGUCCUCGACGGGGAGGAGAUCCCCGUGCAGAAGAACAUCCUGGCGGCGGCCAGCCCGUACAUCAGGACAAAGUUAAACUAUAAUCCUCCAAAAGAUGAUGGAUCAACCUAUAAGAUUGAACUUGAAGGGAUAUCGGUAAUGGUUAUGAGAGAGAUCCUGGAUUACAUCUUCAGUGGGCAGAUCCGGCUGAACGAAGAUACGAUCCAAGAUGUUGUACAAGCAGCAGAUCUGCUCCUGCUGACGGAUCUCAAAACUCUGUGCUGUGAGUUUCUGGAAGGCUGCAUCGCUGCCGAGAACUGCAUCGGCAUCCGUGACUUCGCCCUCCACUACUGCCUGCACCACGUCCACUACCUGGCCACGGAGUACCUGGAGACUCAUUUCCGCGACGUCAGCAGCACAGAAGAGUUCUUAGAACUCAGCCCGCAGAAGCUUAAAGAAGUGAUUUCUCUCGAGAAGUUAAAUGUCGGCAACGAAAGAUACGUGUUCGAAGCGGUAAUUCGAUGGAUAGCACAUGACACAGAGCUGAGAAAGGUUCACAUGAAGGACGUGAUGUCAGCGCUGUGGGUUUCAGGGUUAGACUCCAGCUACUUACGGGAACAGAUGCUCAAUGAACCGUUAGUCCGAGAAAUCGUCAGAGAGUGCAACAACAUACCACUGAGCCAGCCGCAGCAGGGGGAGGCCAUGCUCGCAAACUUCAAGCCCCGGGGCUACUCGGAGUGCAUUGUGACUGUCGGCGGAGAAGAGAGAGUUUCACGGAAACCAACAGCAGCGAUGCGAUGUAUGUGCCCUCUUUAUGACCCUAAUAGGCAGCUUUGGAUUGAACUGGCCCCUUUAAGCAUGCCAAGAAUUAACCACGGAGUUCUCUCAGCAGAGGGAUUCUUGUUCGUAUUUGGAGGCCAAGAUGAAAAUAAGCAGACCCUGAGUUCAGGAGAAAAAUACGAUCCAGAUGCGAACACAUGGACGGCAUUGCCACCAAUGAAUGAGCCACGACAUAAUUUUGGUAUUGUGGAGAUAGACGGAAUGCUGUACAUUUUAGGGGGAGAGGAUGGGGAGAAAGAGCUAAUUUCCAUGGAGUGUUACGACAUUUAUUCUAAAACCUGGACGAAGCAACCUGACCUGACCAUGGUUAGAAAGAUCGGCUGCUAUGCAGCUAUGAAAAAGAAAAUCUAUGCCAUGGGUGGAGGGUCAUAUGGAAAACUCUUUGAAUCUGUGGAAUGUUACGACCCAAGGACCCAGCAGUGGACUGCUAUCUGUCCGCUGAAGGAGAGAAGAUUUGGAGCUGUGGCCUGUGGUGUGGCCAUGGAGCUGUACGUGUUUGGGGGUGUCAGAAGUCGUGAGGACAUGCAGGGGUCGAAUGAGAUGGUCACUUGCAAGUCUGAAUUCUACCAUGACGAGUUUAAACGAUGGAUCUAUCUUAACGACCAGAACUUGUGCAUCCCCGCCAGCUCCUCUUUUGUGUACGGAGCUGUACCCAUAGGAGCCAGUAUUUACGUUAUCGGAGACCUCGAUACAGGUACCAAUUACGACUACGUGCGUGAGUUUAAAAGAAGCACAGGGACCUGGCACCACACGAAGCCACUCCUUCCGUCUGACCUUCGCCGCACCGGGUGCGCAGCCUUACGCAUUGCAAAUUGCAAGCUUUUCCGCCUGCAGCUCCAGCAAGGCUUGUUCCGUAUCCGUGUCCAUUCACCUUGAAGAGGGGGCCGGAGCAGAGGCAAAGCUCCCAACCAAGCGCACCGUGACACAGCUUUCUGCGAGGGGAACAGAGGUGGCAGCCGAAACUUGCUCUGUGUGCCGGGCUUUGUAUGGUAACUCUGGUGGUUUUACUGUCAUGCUUAGAAGCCUGAGGUUCCGCUCUCGGUGGGGAGAACCCGUAACUGUGGAAAAAGCUCCCUUGGAGGAAUCCUGUCCUCCACUUAGAUGUGUCUGCAGACAGAUGGAGGCUAGUCACCGUCAAAGGGAGAAGGGAAGUGGGAAUCGGUAUCAUGUAAAAUAUUGAAGUUAAAAUCCUAAGGUGCAUUUUCCCUGAAGGGAACUCAUAUCUGAGUGACUGCUGUGUUCGAGUACCUGGCUUUGGUAAACAAACAAAAAUCCGUAUAUGCAAAUCAACAUAUCCAAACAUACCAAGAUUGCUUUCCUACUGCACUUGGAAGGAAAUGUCAUGCCUAACCCUGCCUGACCGAUCAAGGUUUGUGCCUAAAAUGUUAGAUUGGACUGUAUGCCGGUUAGUGUCCAUUUACUACUAGUACUGUGUCCGAAGACUCUUUUUUAAACUAUAUUAUCAUGAAUUGAAACUAAGAUAAAAUUUCUCGUUUACGACAUUCUAUCUUAGUCAUCUAAAGUUUCAGUAAAUCCAUGAGUCAGGUUGCAGCCCUCAUGUGAAUUUAAGAGAAGUUGCUAACUUCUGUAUUAAUUCAGAUACAUCAUGCCAUAAUUUCUGGGGUAGUUCUCCUGGAGUUUGUGAAGGAUUCAUGCAGUGCUGUUCCUCCCUGCAAAUAAUCAGAACCAUUUUAUAAACACGAGGUUAUUAAGCAGAGUAGGAGAUUUUCUAGAAGAAAGACAUAAGUCAGACACAUCAUAAAGGUCUGCUGUGACUACAAAAACUGUCCGGACAAAAUAUAUAGGGAUCAAAAACUUCAAUCUGUCCGAAAGCACACAAAGUCUUGUUUACUACUGUUUAGGAUUGAAAACUUGUCUUAGAACGCACACCUGCGUAAGAAUCUAGUCUUUAUAGCAGAAUUUUCUCAGUGCCGUUUACUAGCAAGAGUUUUAGACAAAUUAUGUUAUAAGUAAAGUUUGGCUGGUAGAAUAAACUACCUCAACUUAAUUUCAUUCUGUUCAUAGUAGAGCGAAUUAUCUCUUCCUCCACUCCCUGCCCCCCCCCACUCCCAUGUCACCCCACUUCCCGUUGGGGGAAGAAAUCUGUCGUUAGUAGCACUUAUUUUAUAAGAUACUUCGUUUUCCAUUCAAAUUAUGCCACCUUAGUGUGCAAUCAGAGACUUCAAAGUGCUUGAUGACAUCAUAAUUUGAAUUUUAUGCAAUAUCAGAUUUCUAAUCAAUUUAAUACAGAGCUCUUCAUUUCUAAUUGUUUCCUACAGCUUUUUUCCGCCUCUUGGUAAAUGGCUGUAAGAAGCAGUAUUUUGUCUUAAUAAUUAAUAAAUGUAUAAAUGUAUCCUUUGGUUACAAAUUUGAGAAUAGGAGUUUCUUCUGGAAACUUCCUAGAUGGAAUGCUUGUAUGCUGUUAACAACAUGCAUAUGAAACAUGGCUUCUGUUCCCCUCCCCCAGCACCAUGAAUAGAAAAAAGGAUUACCCCCUCUCUGCAGAUUUUUUUUUCUUACACCUACUAGGAGUCAGUACAAUGCUAUAAAAGUUGCCGGGAGAAGCCUUGCCUGUGGGGGUUCUAAAGAGUGUUGUGUGUGGCAGGAGAUCCUAGUAGAAGAAGGCAUGUGGUGUUUAUCUUCUGUAUCAGAGGCACAGAUUUGCCACACGUUCCUGUAACACAGUCAAAUCCAGUGUAUAAAGCAAAGCUGACCUUUUUUUCUUUGUAUUGUGUACCAGUCAGCUGUAGUCUGCACACCUUCCCAGUGAUGCCUGGGGUAUCUUUUCAAACAAGCCACGCGACCACAGCAGAGAAAGCAAACUUCUUUUUCCAAUUAGAGAUUUUUUAGGGGAAACAAAUCGCUGAAAAAGUGAAUUUUCUUUGGUAGCAUAUCCUGUACAGAACAGAACCUUGGCCUUCAGAAGUUGCAGCUGGGGUACGUUAAAGCAGUGACUGAUGUCCUAUGGAAGCCGUGACAGUCAGCAACUCUCUUUCUUUAAUUUCUGAAGCUUAAAAUUCUUCCCAGUUUACGCCAGGCCUCUCCAAGGAGACAGUUCAUUGUUUAGGAGUGAAUGAGUCCCUGUUGCAAUACUUUCAGUGCCUGCAUGACUUGGUCAAUUCAUUUUAUAAAAACAGUUCUUUUUUAAGUUUUUUAUGCAGUUCAUUGACACAGUAGCUGCAGAAAUUAGGUUAUGUUUUUUAAAAUAAAUUUGCCACAUAAUAUGGGAUGCUAUCACCAACAGUAGCUGCUAAGUGCCAAACUGUUAUUUUCCUAUAUAUAAUAUAUAUAUUAAAAUACUACAUUGAAGUGUAGGAAUAUAUUUAAUUUUAUUAUGUUCGAAAAUUAAUUAUGACCUUUUUUUGUAAAUGACCGUGACUUCGGUAUUGUGAAAUAAAUUUUAACUCAUUUCAUGCAGGUUUAACAUUCCGCUUAUGCCUUGAAACAUCUUUUCUUGACAAAUUUUUUAAUACUUCUUUUUCACAAGGCACUUGUACCAGGCAUAGGUUGGAAUUGGCAGUUGAGGAUAGAUCUUAAAAUUUUAAAUAAAAUACCUUUGGGGGAAGUGCAAUGUAUUUUCAUUAUCCCUCCAACAGAAGGAAAGUUGUCUCAGGUUAGAGUCAGUGAAUAUUUAAAGGAUCUCUCCUAGGCUGCAGUCUAAAGUAGGCUUGUUUGUUUGUUUGUUUGUUUGUUUAAUGCAUCCAAAUAUAGAUUUUUUGAAGAGGUAAGUGUUUAAUUUAAGAUGAAGUGGUUUGUUUGGGAUUUAUUUUUGUGAGUGUGUGAGAGUGCUUGUAUCCCGUGAGAGGGGGAGAAUGUGUGUGUGUGUUAUGUGACUUGGUAAGUGUGUUUCUAUAUGUUUACUUUUUCAAUUGUAGUUCAAGACUACAUAUAUUACUGUCUUCUGGUGCUUCAGAUAAAUUCUUGAGCCCAUGGCCCUUCAGUUUAUACUACUGAGUUAAACUCACGUUGGGUGUAAAUAUUCAUAGAGUUGUAGUUGGUAGGAAAUCUUACUUGGUGUUUCCAUUUCUUUAGUGGGAUUAAGAACAGUGUUCGCCAACUGGUAUAGUUGGUAGGCUAUAAAGAUUUGGCCUAAGAAAUUUUUAAAUUCAUUGCUUAUUUCAUCAGUUCUUUAUUUCAUUGCUGUGAGGCAUUGAUAGCUAACAGUAGGCUUUGCUCAGACUACAACAACCAAAAAAGAGUAUUUGGGCAAUGAUGGAUGGUAUAUUCUUUGUACUGAACCGUCUGGUUACGUCACCACUUCAACAACGCUUUGACGGUGCCAUUUUUAUAAUUUAUAAGUUGAGGGUGGGGUUCCCUAGGCAACAUACAGGAAGCACAUCCUUACACUGACCUGGUAGAGAUAGGGCUGUCUUUGCCAUGGUGCCUCAUUAUUUGUGGUAGUAAUUGGGUUUUUUGGAGACAUUCUUUAGCUGCCUUGGUCCAUUGGGGUUCCAUUUGGUGCAUUCCUGCUUCACUGUACCCAACCAAAAAGUUUUCCAAGGAGUGCUGAAGACACUGCAGUAUUGCCUUCUUGCUGGCCUGCUUGAUUCCAGAGAGUCUCUUGUGGUCAGAUAAAGACAUCUGAUUAUCUGGGGAAAGAAUGAGGUGGCACUUGGCAUGGAUUUAAAAGGCGCUGGAACCCCCUUAAGCACCUGGUGAGGGGGAAGGGUAAGACUGCCUUGUUCUGGGGCUGCCCCUCACAAAGUUGGGGAGCCUUUGGGAGCCAAGGAGAGAGGAGACUCCUGAUUAUUACAGAAAAGCUGUCCUGGGUGUAAUCAGCAAAUGCUUCUAGCGCCCCAGCCAAAAAGUCUGUUGGGAUUUCUGGAGCGCUUUCAUGCUGCCCUCCCUCUAGAUGGUCAACUCCUUGUGGGCAGCGACCCUGUCUUGGCCAUCUGCUAAUCCCAGUGCUUGGCACACACCAGGCAGCCAGUAAAUGGUUGGCCACCUCAGUACAGUACUCUUGUUGUCAAAAUGAUGUUUAUCACUGGAUUGAGAAGUCCUCUCCAUGAGCGACUCAUUUCGCUGGAACUUUGUGCACGGACGGGCUGGCCUCAUGUUGUAGGGUGAGAACCUAGUACAGAAGGAAAAAAAAAAUGUAAAGUGCCUGACAUACGGAUGCAGACGUCUUUGGUGUCCAUAUGGUUGUGUAGGAUUUGGGGACCCUAUCCUCAGCAAUCGUAAUGCCGUUUAUCACACUUAGUGUUGGGUUUUAGUUAUUGUUUUGUACAUGUGGUUCCAAGCCUUUUCCAGAACAUACUGCUUGGAUCCUCACAUCUCUGUGAUGGGUGCAGCGCCCCCCGCCCUCGGACAGGGAGCAGUCUCUCAGGCCCAGUAGAUGCGGCCUCGUUCCCUGCCUUACAUGUGAGCAGAAACCAUUAUCAUUUCACUGUUCAGCCUUUGAGACUCCCACUUAGUUUUCUAGGUGUACAAGU